CUGGGCACCCAUCUGGUGGUCACGUUUCUCAUGAACUGAAUGGAACCCCUUGCUUUUCUUGCAGUUGAUUAUGGAAGAGGUGCACAAGAGCAGCAGUACCAGUUCAGUGUCGCCUUCACAAACGUCAGCUGUACAAGAUGUCUCUAAGAGGUCCUGCACCCCUGACAGUCGUUCAGCUUCCUGGAGAGCAAGUCCAGGUCCAGGGAGUCAUUCAGACAGCUCAGUCCUCUUCUGUAAUCCACUCACCUCAGGUGCAAACCGUGCAGGUCUCUUCUUUGUCUGAGAGUGAAGAUUCUCAGGAUUCAUCAGAUAGCAUAGGCUCCUCACAGAAAGCUCGAGGCAUCUUAGCUCGCCGUCCUUCCUACCGGAAAAUCCUGAAGGAUCUUUCUUCUGAAGAUACACGUGACAGAAAAGGAGAUGAGGAGAGUCCUGGUGUCUCUACUGUUACAUCUAUGUCCGUUCCCACACCCAUCUACCAGACAAGCACUGGGCAGUACAUUGCCAUUGCUGCCAAUGGCUUGCAGCUGGCCAGCCCGGGCGCUGACGGCGUGCAGGGUCUGCAGACACUGACGAUGGCCAACGCUGGUGGUGCUCAGCCUGGCACGACGAUCCUGCAGUAUGCCCAGACAUCGGAUGGGCAACAGAUCCUUGUCCCCAGCAACCAGGUGGUGGUGCAGACUGCCUCAGGGGACAUGCAGACCUACCAGAUCCGCACCACCCCGACCACCACCUCCCUGCCCCAGACCGUGGUGAUGACAUCUCCUGUCACCCUGACGUCGCAGACGAGUAAGACGGAUGACCCACAGUUGAAACGAGAGAUACGGCUGAUGAAGAACAGAGAAGCUGCUCGAGAAUGCCGUAGAAAGAAGAAGGAGUACGUGAAAUGCCUGGAAAAUCGAGUUGCGGUCCUGGAAAACCAGAACAAAACUCUCAUUGAAGAGUUAAAAACUUUGAAAGAUCUUUACUGUCAUAAAAGCGUGUAAGAAAAGGAGGUGAAACUUUGGACUCUUUACAUUUCAGAGGAGAAAUUCUUUUUUUUUUAUACGGGAUUUUUUAACCUCUAGACGAAAGGUCAAAAAUUGAAACUUUUCUACCUAGAUUUCACAGCUUCAAGACUCUGGAGAUUUUAUUUGGUGACAAAGUACAAGAAAGGAAACAGGAAAACCUCACCCAAAAUCCCUGCUGGCACAACUGGAAACGUUCUGAAGUCACGAUUGCACCGACAGUAAAGGACGGUCCCGUUUUACAGGGCAGGCGGGUAGAGUUCCUUCCCGUACCUCUUGUAACGGAGGCAGUAGUUGGUUACAGUGGAUGACGUGGAAUCCUUGCCAUAGUGGACAUUAGUAGGAACAUUUAUAACCAGUUUAUGUUUUGAUUUCUUACUCUUUUAUUCUUUCCCAGUUCUUUUGCUUUCAGUUCUUUGUAUGUAAAUAGGUUUGGUUGAAGCUGGCGGUUGUUCGUUACGGGCGCAGACGCUAACCAGGAGCUCCUGCUUCGCUCGAGGUAUCAAUCACGUUUCCUCUUUCUCAGCUGAGUUACAAAAGUUGGGGUUUUCUUUUCAACCUUUGCUGUGUUGAUCGCAUUUGGGAAGGAGCUGCAGCAAGCAGCCAGAGGCCGAGUCCUGACCAUGUCCGAGGCAUGUGAAAGGUGUUGGCUUGCCCUAAGAGGACUCAACGCAUCCAGUUAUUCCCUAGUGCAGCGUGGAAGAGCAAGUACUGGUGAAGAAGAGCUGAAGAAUGAUUUCACAAUAGGUUGCUCUUAGUUGCUGGGCAUGGGAAACACCUAGAAUUGAGAAACAACCACGUGCUGCCUAUAAACACAAUGAAACACUCGUUGCUGCUUCUGCCUGGAGGCUCUUCUGUGCUUUGGGACGUUGAAACCAAAUGCUAAAACACACAAGUGGAAGAUGUAUACCAAAGGGUUACUGAGGUUCUAAUAUAGGGUUUCUAUGCUGAAAGCAGUGCAACAUUGCCGGGCUGAUUUUGUAAGGUAGGUGAUAUUUUGCAAAGCAAUGGUAUCUUUGUAAGCAAAUACUUUAUUGCAAACAGGUAGAUGGGUGGUAUAUUUUGUAGCUAAAUUGUGAUCUUUCCAGAUGCUGAAAUUGAGUUUAUAUACGUAUUUUGACAGUUUCUAUAUUUCAUUUUAGUAAGCAAAUGAAAUAUUUUGUGAAGAAGCAGAUUUUCGAGCAUAUAUUUUUAUGGAUAGUACAAAGUCAAAGGAGAUCCUCUUUGGUGUAGGAGAUAUUUGAAUUAAUUUUGUAUGUCUGUAGGCAA
This is a messenger RNA of Pezoporus flaviventris, 2273 nucleotides long. RefSeq names its product activating transcription factor 1 (gene ATF1). Gene Ontology annotation, biological process: regulation of transcription by RNA polymerase II. The record is from RefSeq and is a predicted model, not a curated record. Gene Ontology annotation, molecular function: DNA-binding transcription factor activity, RNA polymerase II-specific; RNA polymerase II cis-regulatory region sequence-specific DNA binding; protein binding. The transcript has 7 exons. Gene Ontology annotation, cellular component: nucleus; ATF4-CREB1 transcription factor complex. Lineage: Eukaryota; Metazoa; Chordata; Aves; Psittaciformes; Psittacidae. The coding region runs from base 138 to 983 and encodes 281 amino acids.